Clavispora lusitaniae ATCC 42720 is the source of this 696-nucleotide messenger RNA. RefSeq lists its product as uncharacterized. Gene Ontology annotation, biological process: RNA polymerase II preinitiation complex assembly; transcription initiation at RNA polymerase II promoter. Gene Ontology annotation, molecular function: transcription coactivator activity; protein heterodimerization activity. Gene Ontology annotation, cellular component: transcription factor TFIID complex; nucleus. The record is from RefSeq and is a predicted model, not a curated record. NCBI's taxonomy places the organism in Eukaryota, Fungi, Ascomycota, Pichiomycetes, Serinales, Metschnikowiaceae.
AUGAGUGAUCCAGACGAAAACUACAGCGACGUCAGUUUGGACGAAGAAGACGAAGAGUUGAUCUGGCGGGUUUUCUACAGCCCGCUCGAAGAGAAGAAAACCGCAGAGCACCCAGAACGGCCCGACGAUGAAGAUGUGUCGGACCUUUCAGAUAUCGAUGAUGCAGAGCUUGUGGCCAAGUACCAGGCGCUCAAGAGCCAGGAAAACCGGCCGUUGACGGAGGAUGAAAAGCGCCGCUUGCUCAUCACGUCGUUCACCGAAGACCAGAUGGAACGGUUCGAGGCGUACCGGCGAAUGACCGUCAACAAACCAGGCGUCAAGAAAGUGUGCAACAGUGUGUUGGGCCACUCGAUUCCGCAGAACAUAGCGGUGGUGAUGGCUGGUCUCUCGAAGCUGCUUCUUGGCGACAUCAUCACGCGGGCGUUUGAGGUGCAAGAACGAGAAAACAAGGCCCAGCUCAUCUUGGACAUCGAGGCCAAGAAGAGAAACAAAAGAGAGGUGAUCCGCAAGUUGGCGGCGGGCGAGGACAUCACAGAGGUGCCGGAGAAAAAAUUGGAGUACUCUGGCGACGUGCGGAUGCCGCUCCAGCCCGACCACAUUCGGGAGGCCUGGAGGUUGUACCGGCUCGAAAACAGCGGGACGUUUCUGUCCCAGUGGCGUACGCUGGGCGAGGGAGACGGAAAGAUGUUCCGCUGA